AUGCCUCCAUACUCAGGAGCCAAAUUUCAAGUCUUGCUCAGAGCUCAUCUUCCGAAUGCCUUAGUGGAACUCACGACUGUCACGGCGCGUGAAUGGGAGUCAUCGCCCGCAGAGUACCUCCCCUCCUACCCAUCACACUCAAUCUUAGGCCGCAUCCGCAACUCUGACGUCGAGCUUUUCGAGAACUAUCCAGCUCUUCGCGAUGAAUUGCUGUCACUAGGAUUCACAGUCCGCCGUUUUGAUGAGAACAAAUGCAUGUCAAUCUAUGCAGACACCGAAGUCAAAGACCGUACUUUGGUGCAGAAACUGCAAGAUCAGCUUUACGAAGCACUCAAGAGUGAUGGAUGGGAUAUUGGAUAUGGGUUGGUGGCUGCUACUCCCACAGACAUGAUGUUGGUUGUGAAAUUCGAUCGUCAAAGAUACAACCCCCAAAACCCGUGUCCAGAAACCAUCACAAGCUUCGAAACCACUUACAACACCAUUGGAUAUAUACUGGACAACGACGUCUUUCUCACUUCCCCAGAACCCGAAGUCAAAAGAUUCUAUCUCUCGCGUCCUCCAUGGGUAAUCUACAAACUCCUCGACAAGACCGUAGCAACAGAAUAUGCACGCUACCACGCCGAACAAAAAGAAGAAAAAGUACGUCAACACAAGCGAGAAAAGAGAAAAGCCAAGAAGAAGAAUGCAGACAAGGCAACAGAGCAGGAGAAACAAGGUGUACUGGAAGCAAAUGGAAAAGACACAAGAAGGGGAGGUAAGAGCUACAAGAAACUUCAUGAUCUAGAACCGAUUGCAGAUACAGUGCCAGGCGCUGAAGAUCGGAAACAGAGGGUGGACAAGCAGGCGAAAAUCAGUCUGCACAAUUUGACCAUCAGCGGAACCAAGCAACACCCUUUUAAAGCCACAAAGAUUGGACAAGACAAAUUGGAUACCAAGGAGAUGCCAAAAAAGAACGGAGUCUGGAACCCACAAUGGAGAAGAGAUGCAAGAAUCGCCGAGAUCAAGAAACCUGGUUGGUUCUUCUCUGGAGAAGACGUUUUCAAAGAUGGGUAA
This is a messenger RNA of Aureobasidium melanogenum CBS 110374, 1053 nucleotides long. RefSeq lists its product as uncharacterized. The transcript has 3 exons. Lineage: Eukaryota; Fungi; Ascomycota; Dothideomycetes; Dothideales; Saccotheciaceae. Bases 1 to 1053 code for a protein of 350 amino acids. The record is from RefSeq and is a predicted model, not a curated record.